GAACCAUGGCUGCCUGCCCCUCUAUAAAAACGCUCCAUCAGUUUCUGCUCCUCACCAUCUUCUGCUCUUAUUAUACACUCCAUUUCUCUCAUUUUUCUCAGUUUCUGGCCUCAUGGCGAAGAUUAAGAUCGGAAUCAACGGGUUUGGCAGGAUUGGUCGUUUGGUUGCGAGAGUUGCUCUGCAGAGGGACGAUGUGGAGCUUGUUGCUAUUAAUGAUCCAUUUAUCACGACUGAUUACAUGACAUAUAUGUUCAAGUACGACACCGUCCAUGGCCAUUGGAAGCACAGUGAGGUGAAGGUGAAGGAUGAAAAGACCCUCGUCUUUGGUGAUAAGACUGUAAAAGUGUUUGGAGUCAGGAACCCUGAUGAAAUCCCGUGGGGUGAAACAGGUGCAGAGUAUGUUGUGGAGUCCACUGGGGUCUUCACGGACAAAGAUAAGGCUGCUGCUCACUUGAAGGGUGGGGCUAAGAAGGUAGUGAUAAGUGCACCAAGCAAAGAUGCUCCCAUGUUUGUUGUUGGUGUGAAUGAGAAGGAAUACAAACCUGAGUACAAUGUCGUCUCCAAUGCUAGCUGCACCACCAACUGCCUUGCUCCCUUGGCUAAGGUUAUUCAUGACAGGUUUGGCAUUGUGGAGGGCCUUAUGACCACUGUUCACGCCAUUACUGCUACUCAAAAGACCGUCGACGGCCCGUCUGCUAAAGACUGGCGAGGCGGCAGAGCGGCCUCCUUCAACAUCAUCCCCAGCAGCACUGGUGCUGCAAAGGCUGUCGGGAAAGUGCUUCCAUCUCUGAACGGGAAGCUGACAGGGAUGUCGUUCCGGGUCCCUACAGUUGAUGUCUCAGUUGUCGAUCUCACUGUCAGGCUGGAGAAGGAAGCAACCUAUGACGAGAUCAAAGCUGCGAUCAAGGAAGAGUCGGAGAACAAGCUCAAGGGCAUUCUUGGCUACACUGAGGAUGACGUUGUCUCCUCUGACUUUGUUGGCGACAACCGUUCGAGCAUAUUCGAUGCCAAGGCGGGGAUCGCGUUGAGCAACAAGUUCGUGAAGCUCGUGUCGUGGUACGACAACGAGGUCGGGUAUAGCUCCCGUGUGAUCGAUUUGGUGGUUCAUAUGGCUUCUGUUGCUUGAAGGAGGAGACUUCUCGCCUUAUUUGCGCUUUCUGAUUCUUAAGAAUUAAACUCGUGUUUCUGAAUCACAUUGCUGAGACUAUGAGUCGUGUUUCUCCCUGUGUAUCUCUUACUGUGAAGAGAGCUUUUUAUUUGUCAAUUUGAAUGAGAUGUCGCAUUUUCAAAUUUAUAAUUAAGUAGUCUCAAUCCGGGCGAUA
Andrographis paniculata is the source of this 1322-nucleotide messenger RNA. RefSeq names its product glyceraldehyde-3-phosphate dehydrogenase, cytosolic. Gene Ontology annotation, biological process: glucose metabolic process. Gene Ontology annotation, molecular function: NADP binding; NAD binding; oxidoreductase activity, acting on the aldehyde or oxo group of donors, NAD or NADP as acceptor. NCBI's taxonomy places the organism in Eukaryota, Viridiplantae, Streptophyta, Magnoliopsida, Lamiales, Acanthaceae. The transcript has 11 exons. Bases 113 to 1126 code for a protein of 337 amino acids. The record is from RefSeq and is a predicted model, not a curated record.